UAUUGCAUGGUUUAUGCAUUAGCAUCUCAAAAUUUGAUUCUGAUGGCACUUCAUCAUCUUAUUCUAGUUUUCAUUCUCCUCCUCUUUGGUGGGAGCUCAUUCUUGAGGCUAGCAAAAUCAGCCACUAUUGGUGGUGGAAGGAUCAUAGGAGGGAACGAGACAGAUCAACUUGCUUUGUUGGAGUUCAAGAAAAAAAUUUAUGAUGAUCCGUACGGAGUAUUAAGUUCUUGGAACAAUUCUAUCCAUUACUGCAACUGGAGAGGGAUCACAUGUGGUCAUCAACAUCAACAACGGGCUAUCAGGUUGGAUUUACAUGGGAAGGGGUUGGUUGGUAGCAUAUCUCCUUCCAUAGGGAAUCUCACCUUUCUACAUUUCCUUAACCUUGGAAACAACAGUUUCCAUGGAAAAAUUCCCCAAGAGAUCGGUAAUCUGAUUCGUUUGCACACCAUUGUUUUUUAUGACAACAGCCUUGAAGGAGAAGUUCCUACCACUCUGGCCAACUGCACUCGUCUAAGAGAGAUUUGGUUCACCUAUAACAAUCUUGUCGGCAAGAUUCCGGUUGAACUAGUUAUGUCUUUGUCAAAGUUGGAGAAGAUUUCUAUUUACCGAAAUGGCUUAAUAGGAGAAAUACCAUCUUCUAUUGGGAACACUUCCACCUUGCAAUAUAUCUCUUUUGGUGAUAAUGCACUGAAGGGGAGCAUUCCAGAAUCCUUUGGUCAGCUAAGAAACCUAUAUUUUCUUAGACUUGAAACAAACAAGCUAUCUGGUAUGUUCCCAGUCUCACUAUAUAAUCUCUCAUCUCUUGAAACUAUUGCUCUGGUACAAAACCAACUACGUGGGAGCCUUCCACGAGACAUAGGUCUCACUCUUCCAAAUCUCAUAAAUCUAGAACUUGGAGUGAACCUUUUCUCAGGGAGCAUUCCGAGUUCCAUCACCAAUAUUUCAACACUCCAACUAUUUGAUCUUGAUACGAAUAGUUUUUCUGGAAAAGUCCCUAACAACUUGGGAGAUCUUCAAAAUCUUCAACGUUUCUUUAUCAGUAUAAACAAUUUUACUGAUGAUUUAGCUUUUGUAAAUUCCUUGCUCAAUUGUACACAUCUAGAGAUUGCCGACCUAGCAUUCAAUGGUUUUGAGGGCUUGCUUCCUAACUUUAAAGCCAAUCUUUCAACACAGCUCUCAGUACUUCAUUUGGAAGGUAAUCAAAUAUCUGGAACCAUUCCUGAUGGGAUUGAGAAACUCAUCAACUUAAACUCACUGGCCUUGGCUCAGAACUUUCUCCAAGGUAAUAUUCCGUUUAGUAUAGGGAAAUUUCGGAAGCUUCAAAGAUUAUUCUUGGGUGAAAAUAGACUUUCAGGACAAAUACCUUCAUCUAUAGGUAAUCUCACUCUUUUGUAUAGACUCCAUUUAGAAUCCAACAACUUGAAUGAAAGUAUUCCUUUCAGCAUUGGAAAUUGUCAACAGUUGCAGUACCUAACCCUUAAUGACAAUAGUCUCCAAGGCCCAAUACCUAAACGACUCUUUCUUAUUUCUUCCUUAUCAAUUUCUCUCGACUUAUCAUAUAAUUCUCUUGUCGGUUCCCUACCCAUUGAAAUUGAUAACUUGAAGAGUCUUUCUAUGUUGGACAUCUCCAAUAACAAUUUGUCUGGAGAAAUCCCCUCCUCCAUUGGUGAUUGCAAUAGUUUAGUCCAUCUUUAUAUGGGGGGUAAUUUGUUUGAAGGAGCCAUUCCUCAAUCUUUGACUCUUUUGAAGGGGCUUCAAGAUUUAGAUCUCUCACUCAACAACUUAUCAGGGCAAAUUCCAAAAGAUUUAGAUAAACUUUUAGCAUUGCGGAGAUUAAAUUUGUCCUUCAAUAAUCUUGAGGGGGAGGUACCAACAAAGGGAAUCUUUGGAAAUGCAACUGAAAUUUUUUUGAAUGGAAAUGAAAAGCUUUGUGGGGGAAUUCCAAAGUUACUACUGCUUACAUGCACAAACCAUGGAUCUAUGAAACGAGAAAAGUCCAAUGAUGUUAGAAUAAUUUUGGUAAUCAUCGGUGGGGUUCUUGGUUUUCUUUUGAUAUCUUCCUUUCUUACUCUUUAUUGGAUAAGAAAAUCAAAAAGUAAAUCUACAUCAACACCAUUAAUCGGUGAGCGGUUCUUAAAGAUUUCUUAUAGAGAACUCUUCCAAGCUACUAGAGGAUUUUCUUCAGCCAAUUUCAUAGGUUCUGGUAGUUUUGGCUCUGUAUACAAAGGGGUUAUCAACCAAGAUGAAACCAUUGUCGCAGUCAAGGUACUCAAUCUUCAAAAUCCAAGAGCUUACAAGAGCUUUACAGCUGAAUGCGAAGCAUUAAUAAACAUUCGGCAUCGAAAUCUUGUCAAGAUUUUAACUUCAUGUUCAAGUCUCGAUUCAAAGGGAAAAGAUUUCAAGGCCCUUGUUUAUGAGUUCAUGCCCAAUGGGAGUCUAGAUGAUUGGUUGCAUCUGCCGACAGAGACACAUGAUCAUUCAAGGAAUUUAAGUCUUCUUCAAAGAUUAAGCAUUGCAAUUGAUGUGGCUUCUGCAUUGGAUUACCUUCAUUACCACUGUCAUGCAGCAAUUGUUCAUUGUGACUUGAAGCCAAGUAAUAUUCUACUUGACAGUGAUAUGACUGCACACGUUAGUGAUUUUGGUUUGGCAAGGCUACUUUUAGAACCUGACGACAAUUCAUCUCAGGUUCAAACUAGUACCAUCGGGAUAAGAGGAUCUAUUGGCUAUGCUGCUCCAGAAUAUGGUAUGGGUGGAAGGGCAACCAUACAAGGGGACGUGUUUAGCUAUGGUAUCCUUUUAUUGGAGAUGUUCACAGGAAAAAGGCCAACAGAUCAGAUGUUUACUGAUGACAUUAAUCUGCAUAACUUUGCAAAGAAAGCUUUCCCUGUACACGUCAUGCAAAUUUUAGAUCUUACACUCUUAUCCAAGGAAGAACAAAGUGAAGAAAUUGAAGAGGAUGCUAUCAACAGAACUGAAAGUCAUUUGAUAGAAAAAUAUCAAGAUUGCAUAACGUCAAUAAUUGAAAUUGCACUCCAGUGCUCCAUGGAAUCGCCAGGAGAACGUAUGAAUAUGAAUGAUGUUAUGAGGGGACUACAUUCGAUCAAAGGAAAAUUUUCUUGAAGCAAGGAUCUUUCAAUAAAUUGCAACUACUCCUGAUUAGAAGGUGAUUAUGAAUUUAUUAUCUUCAUAUCAUAAUAAAUGAAUGUUUAGCCCAUUAAAAGAAUAGUUUUAAGUUGGGAUUAGACCCUUUAAUGAAUCUCUCUCUCUCUCUCUCACACACACACACAAACAAGAAUAUGAAAAUGUCAUUGUGGACGGAUCCGUGGGCCCUUGUUAGGCAGAAUCUAUCAAGUGUGAAAUGUGCCUUUGAUUUGUCCUUUUUUUCCAAUUAAUGUUGUGGAAGCUAUUCUUCAGAUUAAGGUUAAAUGAUUUGGCAAAUUGUUGGGUAUAUCCUUGUUUGAAAUCUAGGGUUUUACUACUAAAAUAGCUGCUAAUGUUCUGUUGAAAAAGUUUUUUUCCACCCACAUGUGUAUCUAUAUUUCCUAAGGUUUGGAAGUUUGUUUGGUCCUUUGCAUAUUCACCCGAUGUUUGGUUUAUUGAUGGGUUUCUGACUCUAAUUUAUGUUCCUUUCUUCCUUUUAAUGAUAUGUCAUCUUCAUCUGUGGAGGAGACUUGUAUGAUCCUAAUUGAAUAUCAGGGACUGCAGAAGGGUGAUAAACCAGUAGUUAUCUGUGAUGGGAGUUGGGGUCCUAUUACCAAUCAAAGACACAGGAUGGUCGUCAGUUCUAUUUUAUAACACUCCUUUCACUGGUGUUUCUCUGGAUUAUGAUGUUGCAGGAUGCGUACAGGAAGGCCUCCUUCAAGGACUACCAAUGAUCAAGGAUGGGAAGAAAUAGAAUUUUGGUCUGAUUGUGAGGAGUUGAUUUUUUGGUUUCAAGAUGGAAAAAAAAAAAACAAGAUGUGGCAUUGGGAAAUAUUCUCUAUUUUGUAUGAUAAUUAUUAGUUUAAAUCUUAUGAUAUAAGUUAGUUGGGUUUGCGAAGAAAGAAGGAUAAUUUCUGUGGUCGAUAAAAUGGUUAGGAAAGCUACAAGGGAGAAAAGUGUCCUCUCCGUCAGUGAAUUCAGAUUAACAUCUUUUGCCUUUUAGUUAAUGUUUCA
Macadamia integrifolia is the source of this 4155-nucleotide messenger RNA. Its product is annotated as probable LRR receptor-like serine/threonine-protein kinase At3g47570. Gene Ontology annotation, molecular function: ATP binding; protein binding; protein kinase activity. Gene Ontology annotation, biological process: protein phosphorylation. The transcript has 2 exons. The record is from RefSeq and is a predicted model, not a curated record. Bases 7 to 3120 code for a protein of 1037 amino acids. Lineage: Eukaryota; Viridiplantae; Streptophyta; Magnoliopsida; Proteales; Proteaceae.